Lodderomyces elongisporus is the source of this 450-nucleotide messenger RNA. RefSeq lists its product as uncharacterized. The coding region runs from base 1 to 450 and encodes 149 amino acids. NCBI's taxonomy places the organism in Eukaryota, Fungi, Ascomycota, Pichiomycetes, Serinales, Debaryomycetaceae. The record is from RefSeq and is a predicted model, not a curated record. The transcript has a single exon.
AUGGCCAUCACUAUUUCAACAGCUGAGAUUCUUGCACUGGCACCUUUAAAUUACCAUAAAGGGUGUUCCAGCAAUGUUCAUGACUUGAUUUAUCAAUGCGUCACUAAUUGUAUUAGUGCCAAAAAGUUUCCUUGUGAAGCAAAACAAAUAGCAUCUACAAAACCACACCAAGUUCUACCAACACAUGUGGAGAUUGAUAUGAGUCAACUAAUUGUUGACGAAGAGAGCUUACCAGGAUACAUUGCAAAUACACCCACACUAUAUCUAGAAGACUAUGACAACUGCAAUUCGCAAAAAGAAGUUGAGGCAUAUUUGGAGUCGCAACGAUUGCACAAGUUGAGAUUUUUGAAAGAAGUCAAGGACCGUGGAUUGGUUUUGAAAAGAAAGAAAAGUUAUCAGAAUGGGGUUGAUGAGCCAAGCUUAUCACAAAAUACAUUUAUGAACUAUUAA